AUGUAUUUAACUAGUAUUAUAUUGAUGAAAUACCUAUUGAAUAGCAAAAGGAGGAAUUGCGAGUUAUAUAAUCACCUGUACAAGUCAUGUCGUUUUUAUUGUACUAGCGAAAAACGGAAAAUUUUCCAAUUUUUGGAAGGGAAUAAAUUAAUAACUAAAAAUUUGCUUAUAGAACAUGAAAAUGAUAUAAUAAAUGUUUUAAAAGAUUCAAGAAGAAUAAAAGAUGAAAUAAAUGUUCAAAAUGUGAUAAGAUUACUUCAAGGAUAUAGUAAAAAUAAAUAUAAAAAUGAUACAAUUUCAGAUUUAAUAAUUAAAUAUAUUAAACAUAAUGUUGAGGAUAUAUCACUUAUAAAAUUAUGUGUGUGCACAAAUUAUUUAAUAAAUUUAAAAAUAAAAAAUAAUCAAACUUUUGAUUAUGUAAUAAUUAAUUCAUUUAUUAAAAAAUUAAAAAAUGAUGAACAUAUAGAUUUAUAUGGAAUAUGUCUUAUAUUAAAAUAUAUAAUACAUAAAAAAAUACAAAACCAAGAAUUUAUAUAUAUGUUAUGUGAAUUAACACAAUCGAAAAUAAAAAUUAAUUAUAAUUCAUAUGAUUUAUAUAAUUUAAUAUUGUCAUUUUUAGCUAUACAAAAUGAAAGAUUUAUAAAAAAUUGUUCAUUUUAUAAUGAUAUUACACAAAUUAAUUAUCAAAAUAAUAUUCCUAAACAAACAUAUGACAAUGGAAAAAUAAAUAUAAAUUCUAUAUCAUAUAAAAAUGAAGAACAAAUAUUUCAAGAUAAAUUUCAUAUAAAUAAUGUUAAAAAUUUAAGUCAAAAUUUUGAUAAAGUGGCAAAAAUAUUGGAAAAUAAUAUUUAUAAUUUAUUAUAUUAUUAUAUAAAUCUUGAAAAUGUAAAAACUAGUGAAAUAAUUUUAAUAAUAAGCCAAUUGUCUAUCAUUAGAUCGAAUUGUUUUUUUCACAAAAUGAAUUUGAGUAAAAAAGAUAAAAAAAAUAUAUAUGAAAAAUAUUUAAAAAAAAUUAAUUUUAAGGAAAAUAUUGAAGCAAAGUUAGUAGCUUUAUUAUUAUUUACUAUCCGAAGAAUUAUCAUAGCAGAUGAAAUUUCUAUAGAAACAGUAUAUGAAAUAUUAAUGCAAUGUUAUAACAGUUUUAAAUUAUUUACUAUAAAAACAAAAGAGCAUGCACAGUUAUUAAUAAAUGAACAAAAAUAUAAAGAUAAAAACAAUUCGGUUAAACAGUUGGAAAAUAUAAAAAAAAUUCAAGUUAAUACAAAGGAACUGAUUCGAAAAAAUGAAAUGAAAAAUGAAAUGAAAAAUGAAAUAAAAAAUGACAAUUUCAGUCACAAAAAUAAUAUGAGAACAUAUUUUACCAUCCAAGAAAUAGGAAUGAUUUUUCAAUUUUAUGAUUGUUUUGUUAAUGUUAAAAAAAACAAAAAUUCAGGAAAUAUUUAUACUAAUAAUGAAUAUACAAAUGUAAUAAUUAUGAAUAAUAAAUUUUUAAAAGAAAAUAGACAUGAUAAAACUAAAGAAAUUGUAGAUGAUUAUGAAAUAAAAAAUAAAAAUGAAAAAGGAAGUUUUAAUAUUAUUAACAAUUUGAAGUCAUGUAUAAAUACACUAAAAAAAUGUUUAUAUUUUUAUUCAUUACAUAAUAAUGAUGAUGAAAUAAAAAAAAUGAACAUUCUUGAUUUUUGUACAAUAUUUAAAGGAUAUUGUAAAAUAUAUACUGAUACAAUAUUAGACAAAAAUAUAUUAACAUGUUUUGAAAAAUUUUUAAAUAUAAAUCAAAAUAAAUUUACAAUUAAUGAAAUAAAGUCUAUACUUAAAUUAAUUUUUGAAAAAAGAAAUUCUGACUUGUUUGAAAAUUUAUGUAAUACAACUAAAAGUAAAUUUUUAAAUAUAAUACAAAAUAUGUUAAUUAAAUAUGUUUUAAGAUUAAAUGAAAAAGAAAUAUAUCAAGACCAAAUAAAAAUAAAACAAAAUCAAAAUGAACAAAAUAUUGAAAAAUAUAUCAUGUGUUUUUAUUAUUUAUCAUUCAUGAAUUUUAAUGCAAAUACGCACAUGUUGUUAAAUAACUAUAUCAUGAAAAAUUUUCGAAAAAACGCUUUUAAAAAAAAUAUUCCAUAUAUUAUUAUCAGCAAAUUUAAUUAUCACAAAUUAGAGACAAAAUAUUUAAAGGCACAUCAAACAGUAGACUAUGAAAAAUACGCAGAAUGGAAGGAAAAUAAACAAAAAAAUUUUAAGUCAGAUGGGGAUACAAAUAGUAGAGUGAUAAAUGAUAAAAAUAUAUUAACUAAUAAUUUGAAUGGGUAUAAAGAUUUAUUUCCUAUAAAUAAUAUAAAAUAUGUUGGAAAUGGGAAUAACAAAUAUUAUAAAGAUAAUUAUGCAAAUAAUGAUAUUGAUAGGAUCCAUAUUUUAUACAAAUUAAUUAACAAACAUUUUGAUCAAUGUAAAAUAUAUUAUAUACUUAAUUCUGUUUAUGUUUUAACAAAAUUUGUAAAAGAAAAGAGAAAUAAUUCAAAUUCGUUAAUACUUUUUUCGAAUUUUAAUUUAAAUAAUAUAUUUGACAAAUUGCAUAACAAAUUAUAUUCCGAUUUUCAGAGUAACCCAAAAUUAGCAAAAAUAAAUUAUGACUAUUUUAUAAAUUUUGUAAAAUAUAAUUAUUGUCUUUCAUUUUUUAAUUAUUAUAUAGAUCUUAAUUAUUUACUAAAAAAAUAUAUACACUAUUGGUAUACAGGAUUUCCUCAUAAUUUUUAUACCCCAUUUAACACUUAUCUUAUGACUAACUUUUUAUUAAAUUAUGAACAAUGUUUGAUAAAUAAAAAUUAUUCUUUAUCUUUAACCCCCCCAAAUAUUUUACCACACAUAAACGAAGUAACAAAUAUAUUAAAUACAAUUAAGAAUGAAAAGACACAAGUUCUUUACAAUUUUAUGAACUAUAUAAAUUUGUAUUACAAUAUUUUAACUAUAAAUGAUAUUAUAUAUAUAAUUAAAUCGUUAAAAUUUUUAGCACCCGAAAUAAAUCACAAAGAUACAAUAACCACAUUAGGCAAAUUAUUAAAAAUUAAAUUAAGUGAAGAAAUAAAAAUAUCUACAAUCUCAGAAUUAUUAAUUGAAUAUAUUAAGUUUUUAUAUCAUUUAGAAUUAUAUAAAAGUGAUUUUUUUCAAAAAUAUAAUAAUUUAAUAGCUAAUCAUCUUAACAUUAUAUUUAAAGCUAUUUUAAAAAAUGUUAUGAACAAUUCAGAAAAUAAUUAUAUAGGAAUGUUGCAACUUUCGAUUAUGUACAUAACUUAUUUUAUUAAAAAUACGGAAUAUAUUUUGAAUUCUCUAUAUUUAGAUCAAUUGCAAAAAAUAAAUUAUUUUAUUAAUCUAUCUCUUAUGGAUUUGGACAAAUAUAGCCAAUCAUGCACCUUUCAGCUACAAAUUUUAAAAGUUCUUCAAAGUAUUACCAAAAAAAUGGAUAAAAAAAUUAUGAACGAGUACAGAAUUUAUAACACCCCAUACACAGUUGAUAUAUUUAUUAAAUAA
This is a messenger RNA of Plasmodium yoelii, 3516 nucleotides long. RefSeq names its product conserved Plasmodium protein, unknown function. The transcript is spliced from 2 exons. Bases 1 to 3516 code for a protein of 1171 amino acids. The record is from RefSeq and is a predicted model, not a curated record. Lineage: Eukaryota; Apicomplexa; Aconoidasida; Haemosporida; Plasmodiidae.